Messenger RNA from Vicia villosa (hairy vetch), 1401 nucleotides. Its product is annotated as THO complex subunit 3. The record is from RefSeq and is a predicted model, not a curated record. Gene Ontology annotation, cellular component: THO complex part of transcription export complex. Gene Ontology annotation, molecular function: protein binding. The transcript is spliced from 11 exons. Gene Ontology annotation, biological process: mRNA export from nucleus. Lineage: Eukaryota; Viridiplantae; Streptophyta; Magnoliopsida; Fabales; Fabaceae. The coding region runs from base 185 to 1129 and encodes 314 amino acids.
UACAAGAUUGUUUUUUCUCUCUCCUAAAACUAAACCAAACCUAAAUAUUUUGUGUUGUCGCGGGAAUCAAAAGCCUCGUCUAAAAUUCUCAGGUUUGAUUCCACUAUCAUCACCAAGAUACCCGACACAGUUUCUGCGACCCUUUCUUCUACUCCAAUUCAAUCCAGAUUCACCACUUCCAACAAUGGAAGAAAAAUUCUCAUUCAAGAAUCUUCAUAGCAGAGAGUAUUCCGGUCACAAGAAAAAGGUGCACUCCGUGGCUUGGAAUUGCAUUGGCACAAAACUUGCUUCUGGUUCUGUUGAUCAAACUGCUCGAAUCUGGCAUAUUGAACCACAUCAUGGCCAUGGUAAGGUCAAAGAUAUUGAAUUGAAGGGUCACACUGAUAGUGUGGAUCAGCUAUGCUGGGAUCCCAAACAUCCUGAUCUUAUUGCAACUGCGUCGGGUGACAAGACUGUUCGUCUCUGGGAUGCUCGUAGUGGAAAAUGCUCACAACAAGCAGAACUUAGCGGGGAGAACAUCAACAUCACUUACAAACCUGAUGGUACUCAUGUAGCAGUAGGUAAUAGGGAUGAUGAAUUAACAAUACUUGAUGUUCGGAAGUUCAAACCAAUUCAUAGGCGCAAGUUCAACUAUGAGGUAAAUGAGAUUGCUUGGAACAUGACUGGCGAGAUGUUUUUUUUAACAACGGGAAAUGGGACCGUGGAAGUAUUGUCUUAUCCAUCUCUUCGACCCCUCGAUACCCUCAUGGCUCAUACAGCUGGUUGUUAUUGCAUUGCAAUUGACCCAACAGGAAGACAUUUCGCUGUUGGAAGUGCUGAUUCCCUUGUCAGCUUAUGGGUUAUCUCGGAGAUGCUUUGUGUGCGUACCUUUACAAAGCUCGAAUGGCCUGUCCGUACGAUUAGUUUCAAUCAUACCGGGGACUUGAUUGCUUCGGCUAGUGAAGAUUUGUUCAUCGAUAUCUCAAAUGUUCAUACCGGAAAAACAGUACAUCAUAUUCCUUGUAGAGCUGCCAUGAAUAGCGUUGAGUGGAAUCCUAAAUACAAUGUACUUGCAUAUGCCGGAGAUGACAAAAACAAGUAUCAGGCCGAUGAAGGUGUUUUUCGAAUUUUUGGUUUUGAAAAUGCUUAGUGUUUACCUUGGUAGUGACAAAUGCAAAAGAUGGACAGAAGAAGACCUCAAGGAAAAAAGAUGAGAUGUCUGAAUAUUGCUAGUUGCAAGGACUGUGAAUUUUGAGUAGAUUAAUUUAAGACAUCAUUGUAUCAGAAUAUCUGCAAAGAAGGAUAUUUCCAGAAAAUAUGAAAUUGGAUGAAUGCAAUAGCAUAUUUAUUUUUGUUUUUAAGAAUUUGGAUGAAGUACAUUUUAGUGUGCUUAAACAUCAAUGGUCAUAUCUUUAAAGAGAA